Molecule: messenger RNA, 1515 nt
Organism: Haliotis rufescens (red abalone)
Lineage: Eukaryota; Metazoa; Mollusca; Gastropoda; Lepetellida; Haliotidae
Product: carboxypeptidase inhibitor SmCI-like
Exons: 4
Coding region: 150-878 (242 amino acids)
Molecular function (GO): serine-type endopeptidase inhibitor activity
Source: RefSeq, a predicted model, not a curated record
AUCUUACCGUCACAGACAGUGGCCCGAUAACUUGAUAACCCGUGUCAUUGAUGGUGACUCGAUAUGUCAGCAGCACGACUAUAAGGGACAGCAUCUAACAGCUGGGUGACACUGGAACAGGACCAAGUUGCAUUGUACCUACACCAGUGAUGAAUCCCCGCCUCGCGCUGACUCUGGUCGUUCUGUGUUUCCUGGGCACCGCGACCGUGGAGGCGUACGACUGUUCCGCAGCGCCUGUUCGCCGUACCUGCACGUCCAACAGUGACAAGAAGCGGAUAUUCUUUAACACCACCUCCCAGAAAUGUGACACUUUCGACUGGCGCACCUGUACCACAGAAGACAACAGUUUCUCUGAUUGGGACUCCUGCACACAUGCAUGUGUCUGCCCCCUUCCUCCAGCUUCCACGCCGUGCGUUUCCGGCCCCGGCGUCUACCACGGAAACUACUUCUUCAACACAGACUCCAACAAAUGUGCGACGUUCCCUGCAGGACACCAAGGCUGUAGCCAAAACCAGAACGCCUUCGAAAGUGAAAGUAGCUGCAAGAUGUCAUGUGUCUGCAACAUGCCACGUGCUUCUGGCUCCUGCAGUGGCAAAGACAAAGCCUACUACUUCAAUGGAGCAAGCAAGCGAUGUGAGGAGUUCACGUACAGUGGGUGUGGCGGGAAUGCGAACAGGUUCGCCAGCAAGGAGGAGUGUAAGGAGCAGUGCCUGUGCGGCCUGCCCCCUCGUACAGGGAGCUUCUCGUGCAUGGCCUACAUGCCGAGUGUGUUCUACAACAAGACGUCAAAGAGGUGCGAGAAUUUUAUCUACGGGGGAUGCGCGGGGACAAGCAACCGCUUCUAUUCCGUUGAGGACUGCAAUGCUGCAUGUCCCUGAACAACGGAAAACAGAACUCUGAUGAACAGUUUGUCAAUGUCAACGUCCUUAUCAAUUCAAUGUCCCAUGUCCCUGAACAAUGGAAAACAGAACUCUGAUUUAUAGUUUGUCGAUGUCAACGUCCUUAUCAGUUCAAUGUCGCAUGUCCCUGAACAAUGGAAAACAGAACUCUGAUUUAUAGUUUGUCGAUGUCAAUGUCCUUAUCAAUUCAAUGUUGCAUGUCAUUGAAAUAACCCAGAACUCUGAUGAAUAGUUUAUUAGUGUCAAUGUCCUUAUCAAUUCAAUGUUGCAUGUCAUUGAAGUAAAUUCGAUGCAUGGUAUCUCGAUGUAAGUUUAUGAAUGGAAACGUUUUGACGCAUCAGUGGCAAAAAUGAUGUCGAUUGCAAUUCCCUAUUGACUUGUACCAUAUAUUCUCGUGUUGUUUUAGGUGAAUAAUUGACUUGCCUUUGCAUGUCUUUUUGGUCCUAAUUGACAGCCCUUAUUGUCAGCCCUUAAUGUCAAUACAAUGUUGAAUGUCAUAAACAUGAUCUUGAACCAGUAGUCUGUCAGUGGUAUAUUUGCAAAUGUACACGUGAUUUUGUGUUUUCUAUCUCUGUUCAAUGUUGCAUGUCACUAAAAUACACUCUUUGCAAUUGUU